Messenger RNA from Parnassius apollo (apollo), 642 nucleotides. The record is from the annotation of a GenBank genome assembly. NCBI's taxonomy places the organism in Eukaryota, Metazoa, Arthropoda, Insecta, Lepidoptera, Papilionidae.
AUGUUUAUAAGUGGCUGUGGAGCUCAAUUGGGCGAAGACAUUUGUGACCCUAGCGAAUUGAAGAUAUGCGUUGAAUCGAUUCCACGCACUCCUGUUGGACUACCAAGGAAUAAAGCUGAACUUGACGCACACUGCAAAGCUUAUCAAACGGGAAUGACAUGUAUGGACGCAUGGAUGAAACGCUGCCUGCCCACCGAUGGUCAAAAAUUCAUACAACAGCAAAUAGGUGGAGCGCGUGCUGUUAUGCGCUUUCUUUGCAGUAACGAAACUGCUCUAAGGAAGGAAUUUCUGAAAGAGUCGACGUGCUGGGCCGUCGUGUCGCCAGACUGGUCUCGGUGCGUGGACGAAUUGCAUGUUGCCGUUCGAGACAUCGCGGAACGAUCUCAGCAACUUGCUUACUUCAGCAGAAAUUCUGAGCUUUGUUGUGCCCGCGACGAGUUUAUCACUUGUGUAUCGUACGUCGGACGUUCGUGCUCAAACAAUGGGGGGACGUUGUUACGGCGCAUGGCGUGGGUACUGUCGCAGGACGUGGCGGCGUGCAGCCAGCAGCCUCGGACGUACUGCUCCGCACCGUCACCAUCGUUCGCGACACCGCUGCUCGCCGCAAUAACUAGUGUGAUACUUUACCCAGCACAACUAUAA